Aspergillus sclerotioniger CBS 115572 is the source of this 1469-nucleotide messenger RNA. RefSeq names its product translation machinery-associated protein TMA46. The transcript is spliced from 3 exons. Gene Ontology annotation, cellular component: cytosol. Bases 320 to 1345 code for a protein of 341 amino acids. Gene Ontology annotation, biological process: cytoplasmic translation. NCBI's taxonomy places the organism in Eukaryota, Fungi, Ascomycota, Eurotiomycetes, Eurotiales, Aspergillaceae. The record is from RefSeq and is a predicted model, not a curated record. Gene Ontology annotation, molecular function: metal ion binding; mRNA binding.
CCGUCGGGACGACCGGUCGACCCCUCCUUUGGUGACUUUUCUUUUCCGUGGCGCUUUUUCUUUCGGCGCAUCUUUCCCCCCUCCGUUUGGUUUUCUCUGUGGGAGGUUUCUGUAACCAGCCCCUCGCCAGACCGGCGCGCACGUUAUAUACCUCAUCCAGCAUUCCUAUAUUCUUGUUUCUGGUUUUUUUUAGACAAGUGCGAAUAAUCAAUCCGCCAUCAUGCCUCCCAAGAAGCCCGAUCCCCCGAAGAAGAAGACCAAGGCCACGGUUGAGGACAAGGUUUGACACCCUGUUAUUUGACGUUGAGUUGGGAUUAUAAUGCUGACUUGUGAUGUCUUCGUGCAGACCUUUGGCAUGAAAAACAAAAAAGGUGGUUCCGCCAAGAGACAGAUCGCUCAACUACAGGCUCAAGCGCAGUCCAACAAGACUGCUGAUGCGAAGAAGAAGGAAGCCGAGAAGCAGCGUCGUGAGGCUGAGAAGAAGGCCUCUGAGCAGGCUAAGAAGGAGGCUCUGGAGUUGUUCAAGCCUGUUCAGGUUCAGAAGGUUCCUUUCGGUGUUGAUCCCAAGACUGUUCUUUGCGUUUUCUUCAAGCAGGGAAAUUGUGAAAAGGGACGCAAGUGCAAGUUCAGUCACGAUGCUAGCGUGGAGCGCAAGGCAGCGAAGAGGGAUCUGUACACCGAUUCUAGAGAUGUGAAGGCGGCGGAGGAAGAGGCUAAGAAGAAGGAUACUAUUGAUGACUGGGAUGAGGAGAAGCUUCGCAAGGUCAUUCUCAGCAAGCACGGCAACCCCAGAACCACUACGGACAAGGUCUGCAAAUACUUCAUUGAGGCAGUCGAGAACCAGAAGUACGGUUGGUUCUGGACUUGUCCCAAUGGAGGUGACAAGUGCAUGUACAAGCACAGUCUGCCACCUGGUUUCGUUCUGAAGACGAAGGAGCAGAAGGCGGCCGAGAAGGCUCUCAUGGACAAGUCCCCGCUCAACACCUUGACCCUGGAAGACUGGCUGGAAAGCGAACGACACAAGCUCACCGGCAACCUGACUCCUGUCAACCCGGAGACAUUCGCCAAGUGGAAGAAGGAGCGUCUGGACAAGAAGGCGGCCGAGGAGCAAGCCCAGAAGGCCAAGGAAACUACUGGACGUACGCUAUUCGAGAGUGGCAACUGGCGGGCGGAGGAUGAGAGCGAGAGCGAGGACGAGGAUGAUGGAGUGUGGAACCUUGAAGCCCUGCGGCGCGAGACGGAAAAGAUCCGCGAGAGGAAGGAAGAGGAACGCCUGGCGAUCCUGUCGGGCAACCCAGUGCCGGUCUCGAACGAGGAAACGAUUGCACAGGAAGGUGAAGGCUGAGUUCUGUGCGAUCCCCCCAAGUCCGCAAGAAAACUUGGGCGAAUGGGUUGCGGACCUCCCAUACUGGAAACGGUGUCCCGGGCCGUUGUCCGGGCCCGGGAUGUUGAUCGGGUUGAUGGAUGGU